AUGAAUAGUGUAUUCAGUGAGCAGAUACUUGCAGACAAGCUUUCGAAGCUCAACAGCACCCAGCAAUGCAUUGAAACUUUGUCACAUUGGUGUAUAUUUCACCGAAGCAAAGCAGAACUGGUUGUUGCAACAUGGGAUAAACAAUUCCAUAAUGCACAGAUGGCUCAGAAAGUUCCGCUCUUGUAUCUUGCAAAUGACAUCCUACAGAACAGUAAGCGUAAAGGAAAUGAGUUUGUUACUGAAUUUUGGAAGGUUCUUCCAGCUGCACUCAAAGUUGUUAUUGAGGAAGGUGAUGAUCAUGGAAAGACUGUUGUCUCUAGAUUAGUUGGAAUAUGGGAAGAGAGGCGAGUAUUUGGGUCUCGUGCCCGGAGCCUCAAAGAACUAAUGCUUGGGGAAGAAGUGCCUCCACCCUUGGAAUUCAACGGCAAGAAGCGCUCACGUUCAGUCAGAAUUGUAAAAAGAGAUUCACGCUCUAUCAGAACGAAACUUUCCAUUGGUGGUCCAGCUGAGAAGAUCGUAUCUGCAUUUCACUCAGUGAUCAGUGAACAUCCCACUGAAGAUGCUGAGAUGAGUAAAUGCAAAUCUGCAGUUCAUCGUGUAAGGAAGUUGGAGAAAGAUGUUGACAUAGCCUGUACUAAUGCAAAGGAUCCAAAGCGGAAAACUUUAUCAAAAGAACUAGAGGAGGAAGAAAAUCUUUUGAAGCAAUGUAUUGAAAAACUUAAAUUAGUUGAAGCAAGUAGAGUAGCGCUUGUAUCUCAAUUAAAAGAAGCUCUGCAUGAACAGGAAUCUGAACUGGAGAAUGUUCGGACUCAUAUGCAGGUAGCACAGGCACAGGCAGAAGAAGCCACGAACAUGCGAAAUCGACUCAAUGAUGAAGAUUAUGUAUUUAAACCAUCAAGUGCGACUAGUCCACCGACUGAUGGAAAUUCUAAAGGGGGACAAACACCUAGGAAAUCAGCUGCCGCCAUUGCAGCUUUGGUUGCAGACAAGCUUGCUGCUUCUAGUUCUUCUCAAUUGAUUAUGACUUCUGUUCUUUCUACUUUCGCUGCUGAAGAAGCGAAGAAUGCUGGUCUGACAAAGCCCUCCACGUCUUCAAAUUCAUUCACAUCCAUGCCCAAGAGUUCGGGGACUGAUUCAAUGUCCAAACCUGAAAUGUCCAUGCCAGUUUCAGAUGCCAAUGUUUUUAUGUCAGCACAGCCGCCUGCUGUGCCGCAAAACCAUGCAUACCAAUCAGCGUUGGUUCCCCAACCUCAGAAUCAAGCCCCCACCUCUCAAGGUCAAUUUCACAUGCUUCCAAACCCACCCUCCCAACAAUAUUUACAGCCAGCAGGAGGGGUCAUGAGCUCAUAUGGUUAUGGGAGCAUUCCACCUUUGCCUCUAGGACCACCACCUCCCCCGCCUCAUAUGGUGAGUCCAAUGGUGCCUUUGAACCAACAGCCAUUGCAAAUGAAUCAACAGGCUGUACAAAUUACCCAGCAGCAACCAAUACCCUUAACUCAGCAACCUCCAGCUCCUAGUUUCCGGCCACUUCAGCCACCCGGAAUGGUGUAUUACGGUCAUCCUCAUAAUUCUCAGUGA
Prunus armeniaca (apricot) is the source of this 1578-nucleotide messenger RNA. The record is from the annotation of a GenBank genome assembly. Lineage: Eukaryota; Viridiplantae; Streptophyta; Magnoliopsida; Rosales; Rosaceae.